This is a messenger RNA of Coregonus sp. 'balchen', 2160 nucleotides long. The record is from the annotation of a GenBank genome assembly. NCBI's taxonomy places the organism in Eukaryota, Metazoa, Chordata, Actinopteri, Salmoniformes, Salmonidae.
CUGCACGUGACUUCCAGACGUAGCUACAUUUUUCGGAAUUCGAACGCUGUCUAGAUUCACCACUCGGAUUAGAAAACAACACGGUGUCUUUUUUAUCAGAACGACGAUUUUACAGUUUACUGACCACCUGUAUUCAGAACGAAAUUACCUUAGAUUUAAUUAGCAGAUUAGCUAGCUACGUCCACAAAUAUUUGUGCAAAAGCGACUGUUAACAAGAUUGCAAUCCAGCGACUGACAUGUAGCUAACUUCCAAAAAUGAGGAAGAAACAGGUGAGCUUGUCCGAGUUAGUAGUUAGCCAACGUUAGCUAGUUAAGCUCCCACAAUAUAUACUAUUAUUUAACACUAUUUAGCUACCUAGCUAGCGAUUAAAUUGUCUUUGGAAAUUAUUUAGUCUUUCAUCAACGAACUAACGGUAGUCUGUUAGCUAGUGGGGCAGUAGUUUGCUAGCUAGCUAUCUCCGUUGGUUACGGUAGCCAGCUAAGAAGUGUUAGUUACUUAGCUAAUGAAUAAUGUCUGCAACUGUGUUGAUUUAACAAAAUGCGUGAACUCAUUUCAGAUGUCUAGUCGAGUUAGCAAUUUGAAGCGGCGAAAGGAGAAGUGCACUCGUGCCUCAAGCGACCUAAACCUCAAGGUGAAGAGUUCAGAUAAGGUGAAUGUUGUGUUUUAGUUAUUCUCAUUUUAGCUACGUGUUAAAUUAUGGCUGGUCCGUCAGUGUUAUGGAAGCCUUUUAGUAUUUUUAAUACGCUGUUUUGCCUUCAUAGAGUUCAGUGAAGAGGAUGGAUGUUAAAAAAACGAAAUUGGAAGACUCAAAAACCGAAAUGCCCCUGAAUGACUGUAUGGUUGGCGGUUGUAGGGCGUCAACAACCACUUCUGAGAAGCUCAGCUGUGAUGGUUAUAAGUGGGAUGAAAAGACAAGGUGUGGAGCACCACCAGACAUGGAUGAAUUGUGGGAAGGUAAAGAGAAUGGUCUGAGAUUUGAGUUGAAUUACUGCAAAACAAACGGGUUACCAGAGAAUAUGGAGGGUGACGAAACUGAAGAGGGUGUUGUGAUUGACAAGAGCAUCUUCCUUGACGAUGACAGUAACCAGGUUCUUCCUGUGGAAAAGUUCUUCGGAAACAUGGAAGUUGUACAGGUGAGAGGAGAUUUUUAUAACAAGGCCAAUGUGCUUGGUGUGAUGGGUGAAAUAAUGGUCUGCUGUUUGGAGCAUGAUGUGGCCUAAUUUCAAAUACUCUGAUAUUUCCAUUUGCCUUGUAGGAUUGUCCACGGAGAUCUGCAGCCUCCUCGACCUUCAGCAGGAGGGAGCACCGGAGACGACAGUACUACGCCAAAGAGGACAGUGAUGAAGAAGAGGGCUACACAGACAUGCAAGAUGACAUAGGUGGCACUUAGUUUACAGAAAUAACUAAUUCAUAUCAAUGGAAUGGAUUAAAACCUCUGUCCUUUUACUAGCCUAAUGGCAGAUAAGCCUUGGAAAGUGGGUUUGUUCAAUGGAACGAGGGUAUCAAGUUAACUUUUUGCCAGCAUGUAACCCAAAGUUUAAACAUUUGUAUUGCUAUUUGCACUAACAAAAUAACUAUUUGAUUUUCAAUUAUCAGGACCUAUAGUUUAUAGUGUGUGUGUAUAUAUUGUUUAAUUGGUACAGGGUAAGCGCUCGUUCUAUUUUUUUUUUUAUUGAAUGUGUCUUUUACUAUGUUGUUACUGGUUGCCUUGUCAGUAUGUAUGCACAAUAAUAGCUUUUUAUUUGGCGUUUUUAUAUUGCUAUGUAAUAGCACGACUGAAUGAAUGGAACAUAUAAAUCAUGUAGUCUUUAGGCAGGUUUCCAAUGACCCAGGUUUAUUCGACAAAAGCAAUGUAGAAAAAAAUAAUAAUUGUGACGUGUAAUGGAAACGGCAGAUAUAGGAAACCAUUUCUAAAGAUCUACAACAUUUUUAUCUGUUCGACGGGUGGGAUUUUCCUUUCGUCAAACCUUCUUUGCGACAAAUGAUGAUGGAAACUGUUUUUCGAAUAAAUAAUUGCUGAAUUCUUUGGAAGGUACAUGGGGCACGUGAUGUCAUCACGUAACAAUACGCUCCACAUUUAAUUCUAAAUGCCUACUGUUUGGAAAAUCAAUUUCCUCAACUGGUUGGCUGGCAAGUUUCACCAUUUAAUUAUUUCUGAU